AUGCUCAGAUCAAGAAUUGGUCUGGUAACAUCAAGAUUGCUGGUCACGAGAUCGCUCUCGCAAAACGUCUCUAAAGUGGCCAAUGUCUCGUCCCAGCAGUAUGCAAGCAUUUACAAACAUCCCCAGGGCUCGUAUGAGCCCCUGGACAGCUUUCAAAGACGCCAUUUGGGCCCCAGUCCUCAGAAAAUCCAGGAAAUGCUGAAAACUAUGGGCUACGAAAAUCUCGACAAUUUCGUUUCGCAGCUCAUCCCUCCAAAAGUACUCGAAAAAAGGGCCCUGCAGCUAGAAGCCCCCGCCAAUGGAUUCACCGAGCAGCAGAUGCUACAGCAUUUGCAAAAAAUCGCCGACAAAAACCAGCACCAUAUCAGAAACCUCAUCGGAAAGGGCUACUACGGCACCCUGUUGCCUCCUGUGAUCCAGCGGAAUCUGCUAGAGUGUCCAGAGUGGUAUACUUCCUACACGCCCUACCAGCCGGAGAUCUCCCAGGGCCGUCUGGAAUCGCUGCUGAACUUCCAAACCGCCGUUGCCGAUCUUACAGGGCUGCCCGUGGCUAACGCCUCGUUGCUGGACGAAGGUACCGCCGCAGCAGAGUCCAUGUUGCUAGCUUUCAGCGCCGCCAAACGCAAAAGAUCCGUUUUCGUCCUGGAUUCUCGCGUACAUCCACAAACCAAAGCCGUGUUGCAGACUCGCGCCACGCCCUUUGGUAUUGAACUCGUUGAAAUCGACGUCACCGAUGUUGAAAGCUCCAAGGCCGCCUUAAACGACAAAGCUGUGUUUGGGGGUCUUGUUCAGUACCCUGCCACCGACGGAUCCAUCAUCUCGGGCUCGGUUUUGAAAACCUUUGCAGACGUGCUGCACGCCAACAAGUCUCUGCUGCUGGUCGCAUCUGAUUUGAUGGCUCUAACGCUCUUGAAGCCACCAUCUGAGUUUGGUGCCGACGUGGUCUUUGGAUCCUCGCAGAGAUUUGGUGUUCCACUAGGCUUUGGCGGACCACACGCUGCUUUCCUUGCAGUCCCAGAAAAACUCAACCGUAAAAUCCCUGGUCGUAUUGUCGGUGUUUCGAAAGACCGUUUGGGCAAACCUGCCCUACGUUUGGCCCUCCAGACCAGAGAACAACACAUUAAGCGUGACAAGGCGACUUCCAACAUCUGUACUGCACAAGCUCUCUUGGCCAACAUUGCAGCCAAUUACUGCGUUUACCACGGUCCCGAAGGUCUCAAGGAGAUCGCUGGUAGAAUCUACGGGUUCACCACAGUCUUGGCAAACAAGAUCUCGACAGAGUCUCCUCACACUUUAGUGAAUGAUACGUGGUUUGACACUCUGACCGUCAAAUUGGCCCAAGGAACUUCCUCCCAACAAUUUUUACAAACAGCUCUUGACAAGCAUGCCAUCAAUCUAUUCGCAGUUGGCGACACCACAGUUUCGCUUUCUCUGGAUGAAUUGGUUACCAAACAAGAAUUGCUAAGCCUCUGUGAGCUGUUUGGUGUUUCUGACCAACUUCCAAGCUCUCUACCGGAGUUUCCAAGCGAACUUUUGCGUACAGACUCCAUUUUGUCCAAUGAAGUUUUCAAUCAGCAUCAUAGCGAAACCGCUAUGCUAAGGUACUUGCACCGCCUCCAAAGUCGUGAUUUAUCACUUGCAAACUCCAUGAUCCCAUUGGGUUCUUGCACAAUGAAGUUGAACUCGACGGUCGAAAUGAUGCCUGUAACGUGGCCUCAGUUCGCCAACAUGCACCCGUUCCAGCCCACCAACCAGGCUGAAGGUUACCGUGAGCUGAUCACAUCGCUGGAGUCUGAUCUAGCCGAUAUCACGGGCUUUGAUGCGGUUUCGCUGCAGCCUAAUUCUGGUGCCCAAGGUGAAUACACAGGUCUUAGAGUCAUCAAGGCCUACUUGGCUUCCAAGGGUCAGUCAGACCGGAACAUCUGCUUGAUACCAGUUUCGGCCCAUGGUACCAACCCUGCGUCUGCUGUUAUGUGCGGUCUGAAAGUCGUACCGGUCAACUGUUUGCCAGACGGCUCGCUAGAUUUGCAAGAUUUGGAGGCGAAAGCCGUCAAGCAUGCCGACCACCUGGCAGCCAUUAUGAUCACCUACCCUUCGACCUACGGGUUGUUCGGUCCCGGUAUCAGAGAUGCAAUUGAAAUUGUUCACAAAAACGGUGGCCAGGUGUACAUGGACGGCGCCAACAUGAAUGCGCAAGUAGGUUUGACGUCUCCUGGAGACCUCGGCGCUGACGUGUGUCACUUGAAUCUGCAUAAAACCUUUGCCAUUCCUCACGGCGGUGGUGGUCCCGGUGUGGGCCCUAUUUGCGUGAAAUCGCACUUGGAGCCAUACUUGCCCGGCCACAAUCUUAUGGAAAUGAUGACAGGUGCUCCCGAGGACCAUCGCAUCAGCUCUGUUUCGAGUGCACCAUAUGGUAGCGCGUCGAUUCUGCCUAUAUCAUAUGCCUACACCAAGAUGAUGGGAUCGCAAGGUCUGCCCUUUGCGUCCGUUGUGGCCAUGGUUAACGCCAACUACAUGAUGACUCGGCUCAGCGCCCAUUACGAUAUUAUGUUCGUGAACGACAAGUCCGCGACCAAGCAUUGUGGUCACGAAUUUAUCAUUGAUUUGAGAAAGUACAAGGCACAGGGCGUUGAGGCCAUCGAUGUGGCCAAGCGUCUACAGGACUACGGGUUCCACGCUCCUACUUUGGCGUUCCCGGUGCCAGGAACGCUGAUGGUGGAGCCCACAGAGUCCGAAAACCUCGAAGAACUCAACCGGUUCGUCGAUGCCAUGAUCUCGAUCAAGCGCGAGAUAGAUAUGCACGUGACGGGCGAUCCUCGCGGAUCCGUAUUGAAAAACGCUCCGCACUCUUUGGAGGACAUCAUUUCGAGCCCCGACUGGGACACUAGAGGCUAUAGUCGUGAGAUGGCUGCCUAUCCGCUCCCCUUCUUGAGGUACAACAAGUUCUGGCCUCCGGUAGCUCGUCUGGACGACACCUAUGGUGACCUGAACCUGAUGUGCACCUGCCCAUCGGUGGAAGAGACCGUUGCGAAGCAGGAUUAG
Molecule: messenger RNA, 3042 nt
Organism: Lachancea sp. 'fantastica'
Lineage: Eukaryota; Fungi; Ascomycota; Saccharomycetes; Saccharomycetales; Saccharomycetaceae
Source: the annotation of a GenBank genome assembly